UCUGAUCCAACGGCUCAGAACGCUCCAAUCACGAUCCAACGGCUUGUGCCCAUUUAACACUCAAUAUAUUCCCGAGCGACAUUCACAUAAACCCUCCUAUCGAUCAAACGUUUCUAGGGUUUAGCCUCGAAGAGAGAGAGCCGAGCCGGUCGAGCAAGGUCACAGAAAUGGCUUUCUUUAGUAAAGCAGGGAAUAUACUGAAGCAGACUGUGACCAGACACAUCAAUUCUGAAGUUUGUGGAUCAACGCCGUCCAUCUUCCAAGUGAUGCGAUCGAUGUCUUCUUCAAAACUUUUUGUUGGAGGAAUCUCAUAUGCUACAGACGACAUGAGUUUGAGAGAAGCUUUUGACAAGUAUGGAGAAGUUAUUGAAGCUCGAGUCAUUAUUGAUCGUGAUACUGGAAGAUCCAGAGGGUUUGGAUUUGUUACUUACACUAGUAGUGAGCAAGCUUCUGCUGCUAUCCAGGCAUUGGAUGGACAGGAUCUUCAUGGCCGCAGGGUAAGGGUGAAUUAUGCAAAUGAUAGACCACGAAGUGGAGGGUUUGGCGGUGGUGGCUAUGGUGGCGGUGGUUUUGGCGGUGCUGGUGCUGGUGCUGAUGGAGGUUUUGGAGGUGGUGGCUAUGGCAAUGUUGGUAACUAUGGGGGAGGGGACAACUAUGGAAAUGCAGGUGGUUAUGGCGGUGGCAGUUAUGGAAGUGGAGGCAUGGGUAACAACAGUUACGGGGGCGGCAACUUUUCCCAAGGUGGCACUUCCCCAACCGCAACUGGUUAUGACAGUGUGAACAGUGGAAGCCAGAGUUCUGGUGUUGCUGGGGGUGUUGGUGGAAGCUUCGCAAGUGCUGGAUAUGAGGGGGAUCAGCUUGAUAGCAAUGAUAACGAAGCUGAGGAUGCUCCCGACAAUUUUGGUGAAGAUGGGAACUACAGAGAUGAAGAUGAUGAGAACGAUGAUGUUGCCAAUCGGAAGGCCUGAGAGAUCAACUAGAAAAGCUUGCAACCAUUGAGAAGAAUGAGCAUAAAGAUGUUUUAGUAUUAUUUUUCAUUCCCGUUUACCUAGUUUUUGUGCAUCUCGUCCUACCCCCAGUUCCUAUAUUCAGCUUGAUAAACUUUUAAGUUGGUGCUUUUUCUUUUUCUUUUUCUUUUAAUUUAUAAAAUUUUAUGUUGAAAAAUCCUAAUGUUAUAAAAUUUUCUGUUGGAUCUCCUUGAACGCAA
Molecule: messenger RNA, 1207 nt
Organism: Diospyros lotus (date-plum)
Lineage: Eukaryota; Viridiplantae; Streptophyta; Magnoliopsida; Ericales; Ebenaceae
Product: glycine-rich RNA-binding protein 3, mitochondrial
Exons: 5
Coding region: 168-968 (266 amino acids)
Molecular function (GO): RNA binding
Source: RefSeq, a predicted model, not a curated record